UCAAGCCGAGAAUAUAUAAAUCGCAGGUAGGGCUGAAAUUCAAGUUAGUGCGGAUACGAUCUGAGGCUAUCGGCAACCUGCGGGAACAAGCGAUGAUGCGGGAUUUAUCAUCGUUCACGAUUUUCUUCGCGAUGGUGGUCGGAACGGCAGUAUCGAAACCAUUAUGGUCGACUUUAGUCGACGCUAAUUAUUUGUAUUCCACGCCCGGAAUCGGAAUCGGACAGCCGCAAUAUCUCGCCGCGUAUCAGAAUACGCAUUCCCCCUAUUACGUUUACAAUGUUUAUUCAAACGUGGGAGGCAUACCGAGCUCUUUUCAUGUUAGCGGCAAACCGGAAAUCUCUCACAUCCCUGCUUACAGCUUCUAUUAUGGAACACCAAUUUACGAUAUCCGGAUUCCAUUCAAUCCGGUUUAUCCCGUGCUGACACCAUCUCAGCCAGGAGUUCCUCCGGUCCUCCCACCGACAUCGACAGAACAAUCUUUCGACGAAAACGAUUACGACGGCAUCGAGAAGUUAGAUACGAAAGUUGAUCCGGACACAGACGCAAAAAAACCGGAAGAUAGCGAGCAGGAUGACGAUUCCAUAACUGUGGAAGCAAUAUGAGAUAAUUUUCCUCGUUACGUGCACAAACAUAGUAUAUAGACGUGGAAAGUUAAUUAUAACACGAUAAAUGUUCGUUUUUUUUAGUAUUACUUUUAUAUUUAUAUUGCGUUACGCUAUAUCCAACAUACGUUAAAAAAUUCUUUUUGACCAAAUUUUCAUUAAAAGAAGAGUAAUGAAAGAACCGUUACAUUUCGUACGUAAGAAUAGAGUGCGAUAUUUGUAAUAAAAACUCUAAGAUUA
Messenger RNA from Wasmannia auropunctata (little fire ant), 842 nucleotides. RefSeq lists its product as uncharacterized. NCBI's taxonomy places the organism in Eukaryota, Metazoa, Arthropoda, Insecta, Hymenoptera, Formicidae. The record is from RefSeq and is a predicted model, not a curated record. The coding region runs from base 93 to 602 and encodes 169 amino acids. The transcript has 4 exons.